GACCUUUUGGACUCCAGAGGGCGGGUCCUGAAAUCCCAGUCUCCUUUGGGGGACGUGUCCGCGGGCCAGUUCUGGCGCGUUGGGCCUGUCCAGACGAAGCCUCGAAGGGAUUGGUUGGGGCCUGCCCCGGGCUUCCCUCAGGCAGCGUUUGAGGCAGCCCCAACAGGGUCCUCCUGGGGCCUUUCUCCCUUUGAACUGCGGUGGCGGGCGGGCGCACUGUCUCCUGCACCCCUCAGGGCCGGGGCCGCCAUCACCAUGGCCACAGCUGCGAGUCGGCCCUGCGACGGCGGGUCGCGGGACAUCUUGUGGCGCGUUUUGGGCUGGAGGAUAGUUGCAAGUAUUAUCUGGUCAGUGCUGCUUCUACCCAUCUGUACCACAGUAUUUAUAAUCUUCAGCAGCAUUGAUUUAUUUCAUCCUAUUCGGUGGCUCUCUGAUUCUUUCAGUGAUCUGUAUAGUUCCUAUGUAAUCUUUUACCUCCUGCUGCUGUCAGUGGUAGAAGUAAUAAUAAGUAUUUUUAAUGUGGAGUUCUAUGCAGUUGUGCCUUCCAUUCCCUGCUCCAGACUGGCACUGAUAGGGAAGAUCAUUCACCCUCAGCAGCUCAUGCACUCAUUUGUCCACGCUGCAAUGGGGAUGCUGGUGGCUUGGUGUGCUGCGGUGAUAACCAAGGGUCAAUACAGUUUUCUUGUGGUUCCCUGCACUGGUACUGAGAGUUUAAAUAGCCCUGCUGCACAGACCUGCUUAAAUGAGUAUCACCUUUUUUUUCUACUGGCUGGAGCGUUUAUGGGCUACAGCUAUAGUCUCCUGUAUUUUAUUAACAACAUGAACUAUCUGCCAUUUCCCAUCAUACAGCAAUACAAGUUCUUACGCUUCAGGAGAUCUCUGCUCUUGUUAGUUAAGCAUAGUUGUGUGGAAUCACUGUUUCUGAUUAGAAAUUUCUGCAUCGUGUAUUAUUUUCUUGGCCAUAUCCCCAAAGCUUGGAUUAGCACUGCGAUGGACCUUCAGAUAGAUGAGCAGUUUCACAGGCCUCUUGACACUGUGCGUGGCCUCUUGAAUCUCUCAUUACUCUACCAUGUCUGGCUGUGUGGUGUCUUUCUUCUGAUGACUUGGUAUAUCUCAUGGAUACUCUUCAAAAUCUUUGCCACAGAGGCUCAUCUGUUCCCUGUUCAGCCACCAUUUUCAGAAGAGUCAGAUGAAUGCCUCCCGAAGGUUUUGAACAGCAGUCCUCCCCUCAUCAUAAAGUAUUUGGCCUUGCAGGACCUGAUGUUGCUUUCUCAGUAUUCUCCUUCACGAAGACAGGAAGUUUUUAGCCUUAGCCAACCAGGUGGACAUCCCCACAAUUGGACAGCCAUUUCAAGGGAGUGUUUGAAUCUUUUAAACGAUAUGACUCAGAAACUGGUUCUCUACCAAGAAGCCGCUGCUACGAAUGGGAGAAUGGUGUCCUCAUACUCCGUGGAACCCAAGAAAUCGAAUUCUCCAGAAGAAACUACUUUUCAGACCCCGAAAUCUAGCCAGCUACCUCGGUCUUCAGUGCCACCAUUAGUUAAGACAUCACUGUUUUCCUCCAAAUUAUCUACGCCUGAUGUUGGAAGUCCCCUCAGAAGCCCGUUUGGCUCUAGUGUAGUGAAUCGGAUGGCUGGAAUUUUUGAUGUAAAUACCUGCUAUGGGUCCCCUCAAAGUUCUCAGCUAAUAAGAAGAGGGCCAAGAUUGUGGACUUCUGCUUCUGAUCAGCAAAUGACUGAAUUUUCUAAUCCUUCUCCAUCUACCUCUGUUAGUGCUGAGGGUAAGACAGCGAGACAACCCAGUAUGAUUUAUUCAUGGAUUCAGAAUAAACGUGAACAGGUUAAGAAUUUCUUAUCAAAACGGGUGCUGAUAAUGUAUUUUUUCAGUAAGCACCCAGAGGCUUCUAUUCAGGCUGUUUUUUCAGAUGCCCAAAUGCAUAUUUGGGCAUUAGAAGGUCUGUCUCACUUAGUAGCAGCAUCAUUUACUGAAGAUAGAUUUGGAGUUGUCCAGACUACACUACCAGCUAUUCUUAAUACCUUGUUGACGCUGCAAGAGGCAGUCGACAAGUACUUCAAGCUUCCUCAUGCUUCCAGUAAACCACCUCGGAUUUCAGGAAGCCUUGUGGACACUUCUUAUAAAACAUUAAGAUUUGCAUUUAGAGCAUCACUAAAAACUGCCAUCUAUCGAAUAACUACUACAUUUGGUGAACAUUUGAAUGCUGUGCAAGCAUCUGCAGAACAUCAGAAAAGACUUCAACAGUUCUUGGAGUUCAAAGAAUAGCUCAGUAAUAUAAACUGUGUUCAUUACACUGCUGAUACAGCUACAGAUGGGACAGUAAAUGUUCAGCAUUCUUGGAUCAGAAGAAAAUGGACUAAUUAGAUGCUUCCUUUGUCGUGGUGGUUGCUUUGAAAACUAUACUUUAAUGGGAGAAAUCAUGGAAAGAAAUUCUCAACAGAAUAACUGAAAACUGCCUUUUCUGUACCUAUUGCUUUUUGUGUGUGUGGUAUAAUAAAAUCUUUAUUCAAUUUUACAGAAGCCUCUAUGGCGGUAAAAAUGUCUGUAGCUUCUAUAGCUUAAUAAUAAUAGCUGGAAAAUUUUUAGAAUUUACUUUUGAGCUGAGUAGAGCCAGUUCAGAAGGUAAAAUAGGUUGACUUGAUUCAAUCUUCCUAAUUGUGCUGAGAGUUUUAACUCUCUCUACAUUCAAAAUCCAUAAGCCUUUUAGGAGUAGUUUCUUUUUACUGAAGGAUAAAGGUGGUAACAGUGCAGAAAAAUUCACAGAAAAAUUACUGUUUAAAGGACAUAUUUUGUUAAUCUGGUAGGUUGUAUUUUUCUUUCCAAGGACAAAUUAAAUUUGCAUGAUUGUCCAAAAAAGAUCUCAAUUUACAGAUGCUAACUCUAUGUAAAGGAAUGUGGAAAAAUUCAGUUCUUAAGUUUCAAGAUUAAACAUUCACAUUUGGUUUUCGAAAGACGAUUGACAACUAUGAAUUUGUUUUGUAUCAUGCUGGUAAACAAUAAGUAUAUGGGUAUUUUCCCAACUAGUUUUGCUUUCUUUUUCUGGAACAAAACAUUAAGUGAUUGCAGAGGUUUUCAAGUGAGAGAAGUUUUGCAACAAAAACCAGGAAACUUUCCCUUUUUGCUCUCCAUUUCCUCCACCCCCACCCUUCAUCUUCAUUAGAUCAGAUUAUGUGGUGAAGCCUGUUUGGCCUCACAGAGGGAGCAGCCUAUGCCGUGUUAACUGCUAAUAAAAAUAUAUUAGGAAAAUCUUUACAACCAGAAACAACUUAGUCAUCAAAUAGCAAGUGAAACCAAAAUGUCGGAGGGCUUACUGUACUUGGGAGUAUGUCGUAUGUCCCAAAAGUGAGCGAGGUAGUUUUAUUAUUUAUUAGAUCAACUUCUUUGGAGAUGAAAGACAGGAGGUCCCACUGGUAGGUGUUCACUGUUGGCAUAGGGCUGAAAUGCUUCCUUGUAAUUCUUUUCCUAUUGUUCCCUCUACUUUCCCCCAAUUUCUUCUUUAAAGUCAGUACAGUAUUGUGUAUGAAUCUUUAAUGUGGUAUGUAUGUCUACCAUUUGUCUGAUUACUUGAUGCAUUAUAUCUUUAUUCCUUUUGUUUGUUGCCCCUUCAACCAGCACAUGCCAAAUUAUAAAUGAAUCCUGCUGUCCUUUAGAGUGUCUUUAGGAGACAAUUCCCCAGUUGUCGAGUGUUUGGAGUAUUUAGGCUAAUUGCUACUUUUCUUUCUUUCUUUUCCUUCUUUUCUUUUCUUUCUUUUCUUUCCUCCUUUCUUCCUUUCCUCCUUUCUUCCUUUCCUCCUUUCCUCCUUCCUUCCUUCCUUUUCCUUUCCUUCUUUCCUCCUCUCUCUCUCUCUUUCUUUCUCUUCUCAUCUGAAAUGGGGUGCUCUCUCUUUUGAAUAUGAACAUUGAAUUUUGACUGUAGUAGUUCCUUGGAGAUGACCAGAAGAUUGUGGCUAGGUUGACUGAAAACUGUUGGGUUCCGUGUUUUAGAGUUACUGAGCUUUUUCUGUUCCACUCUGUGCUGCCCUUGGCUGAGGCAUUUUGG
Mirounga angustirostris (Northern elephant seal) is the source of this 4054-nucleotide messenger RNA. It is a transcript of the gene NDC1, whose product is annotated as NDC1 transmembrane nucleoporin. Gene Ontology annotation, molecular function: protein-macromolecule adaptor activity. The transcript is spliced from 18 exons. The record is from RefSeq and is a predicted model, not a curated record. Gene Ontology annotation, cellular component: nuclear pore transmembrane ring. Bases 256 to 2280 code for a protein of 674 amino acids. Gene Ontology annotation, biological process: nuclear pore organization. NCBI's taxonomy places the organism in Eukaryota, Metazoa, Chordata, Mammalia, Carnivora, Phocidae.